UUCAGCGUAAGAAACCUCCCUCCUCCUGCCGCUGCAUGAAAUUGUUUAAAGAGAGAGAUAUUAGUUUAUUAAAUGAAAGUUGUUAGCCAAACAGCAGUAUCGAUCAUGAAUAACUGACUUUAUUUUAUUACGAACAUCAAUAACUAUGGAUAUACCAUCAAACAGAGGUAUUUCCCCUGGCCUUGAAGGGGGAGAGGCCAAGCUACAACAACACCUGGUAUUGUUGAGGGAAGAAUACAAGAAGCUUCAACAACAUUGUGGCAACCUAGAGGCCAAACUAGCAUUGUGUUCUUCCUCUGACAAAUCUGUAGAGAACAGCUUCCCUUCCCGUCUCUACAAGACUGUCUCCAGUCUCUAUGACUCUGCUUUGUACAGUGACAUUAAGAUAAUACUCAAGGAUAAGGAGAUUCCAGGACACAAGCUGGUAUUCGCAUCUCGCAGUGUGGACUGGGCUGGUUCUUCUAUCAUGGAUGUCGCAUCUUUAGAUUGGUCUCAAAUAGAUAAAGGAGUGGCCCAAGCCCUAGUCAGAUGGAUCUACUCAGACCAAGUGGACUUCCCACAACCAGAUGAUUUUACCUUAUCCCUUAUGAAAAAUGCCAGCCAAUUUCACCUGGGUGAUCUAGUCAACCGAUGUGAGAAAGAACUGAUUGCUUCAGUAAGUGUCAAGAACUGUGUCAAAUACUACUCAACAGCUGAUGAAAUUGGUGCCGAUAAUCUCAAAGACCAUUGUUCUACACUAAUUUCUACUUACUGGGAUGAUUUUACAAGUGAAGAUUUUGAGCACAUGUCUGCGCCACUCCUCUACCAUAUGUUCAAGACUAAGACCAGAUACCCGUUACAUUCCGCAGUCCGGCUCAAGAGGGAGGACGUGGUGUUUUUAUACUUGGUUGAAAAUAGCAACCAGUUAUCCGUGACUCUCAACAGUGUGGAUGGUAAAGGAGAGCUCCCCCUAGACCUUGCCCUACAACAACGACAGACCUCCAUCGCUACAACCCUGCUGGAGAAUGGAGCCGACCCAGACUGUCGCAACUCUCAGGGCUGGACUCUUCUGCAUCGUGCAGUGGACAGAGGUGAUGACUAUGCAGCCAGGUUUCUUUUGGAACAGGGUGCCUCUGUGUCACUCACCACUCCUGAUAAUGGUGACACUGCUCUCCACAUGAUAGCAGCAUGUUCUCCUGAUACUACUAUGGAGGAGACCCUAACUGCGAUGGUUGACAUUGCCAAACUCCUGUUAGACCGUGGCCUGGAUCCUAAUCUGCAAAAUAAAAAGGGAUUCACGGCUCUUCACCUAGCAGUAAUGGCUCACAAUGAGGAGCUGUUCUCUCUGUUGCUCCUGCGUGCCUCUACGCAGCCAGUGGACCUAAACCUGCGCACCGCAGACGGACACACACCGCUAUGGUUUGCUCUCAUACGAACGACUAAUCAUUUCUACAACUGCAACAGCUUUGCUGCAAGGCUAGUUGAGAAGGGAGCAAUCCCUAAUCCAAUCUAUCCUCAAAAUGGCAACAGUCUACUUCACUUGGUCGCUUCUGAAGGAUUGGAAGAUGCUGGACUCUUCCUUAGUAGUCACAUCAAUAACAUUGAUCACAUCAACAGACAGGGAGAGACAGCCCUUCACAUGGCUUGUAAGAAGGACUUGAGCAGAUUGGUGACCAAGUUGCUGGAGUGCGGUGCCAACCCUAACAUCCAGACUUUGCCCCCUGAGUCAGUAGGACUAGAUGCAGAGGGGCCAGACACCCCCGUAUACAGACAAUCCCCGCUGCAUGUAGCCAUCUUUCACAGCAAUGUCAACGCUGUCAAAGCCUUCUUGGAGUACAAAGCUACAAUUGAAGACUCAAAAGACGCAGUGGUGGCUAACCUUAAUCUAAGAGACUCUGCCGGGAAUACACCUCUGUCCCUGGCCCUAGCUUGUGGAAUGCAAGCCACAGUGCCUCACCUCAUUCAAGGAGGAGCUGACGUCAACAUGCGCAAUGGUGCUGGUCUCUCACUUCUGCACCAAGCCAUCAUUAAACAAGAUGCUGAUACAGCCAUAUUCCUUCUCAACCAGGGUGCCAACAUCGAUGCCAAGACGGUUAACAACGAAACCCCACUGCAGCUUGCUAUCACUUACCACUUACCUGCCGUCGUAGAGGCACUGUGUCGCAGAGGCAUUGAUAUGUCUAUAGUAGACAGCAACAACAACUGUCCAUUGUGGGCUGCUUUAGAGGCUGAGCAAGAGGACAUAGCCUCUAUACUAGUCAGGCAUGGAGUGGACACGGACUGCUGGAGUGAAGGGCCAGAAGGCUGCUACCAAACACUUCUACACAGAGCUAUUGACGAAAACAAUGAACAAGUUGCUAAGUUUCUUAUCCAAAGUGGCUGUGACCUGAACAGUCCACGGAGAGCUGGUCCGGGGGGUAGAGGGGGGGAGGAGGCCCACGACCAACAAACUCCCCUCCACCUGUGCUGUCAGUGGGGGUUGGAGUCCGUCGUUCAAACUCUAGUAGAGCAUGGGGCUGAUAUCAAUGUUAAGGAUGCAGAAGGCAAGACUCCUCUUCACGCAGCCAUUCAGAACCAACACCCUUCCAUUAUCAGUUUGCUGUUGUGCCAUCCGUUCCUAGACCUGACUGUACCUGACAAGAAUGGGCUGACUCCGUUUGCCACAGCUCUUGUUUGUCGCAACAACAAAGCAGCUCAAGCCAUGCGUGACAAGCUACCCACUGCGGCCGAACAGUUUGAUACUAAAGGACGGAAUUUUCUUCACAUGGCAAUCCAGAAGAAUGACCUGGAGAGUGUGUUGUUCCUAUUGAGCAUUCAAGUUGACGUCAAUUCCAGAGUGAGGGAUGCCAGUCAGAGCUCACCACUACACUUGGCGGCUGAGGUGGGAAAUGAGAUAAUGGUGCGCAGUCUGCUACUGGCCGGGGCCAGGCCAGAUGAUAGAGAUGGACAUCGCAGGACAGCUCUUCACGUAGCUGCUGAGGCAGGACAUGCUUCUGUGGUGUCAGCACUUCUACAGAACGGAGCCGACUAUGACGCCACGGACAGUGAGGGGGACAAUGCAUUGCAUGUAGCAGUGAGAGAAGGCCACCUAGCUGUUGUUAGAGCUCUCCUGACAGAGUCCCGUCUGGACGCUGAAGCUGUGAAUCUGAAGGGUCGUAACCCACUACACACUCUGGCACGGUUCGCCAAGGACAAUGCAGCAACUAUCUGCGAACUCUUCCUCGAGUGCAUGCCAGAAUAUCCCCUGGAUAAACCAGAUCUGGAGGGAAAUACAGCUCUCAUCCUUGCGUACACCAAAGGCAAUGGUAACCUCUGUAGGACCUUGGUAAAGGCAGGGGCCUGUGUUGGGGCGAUGAACAAGGAUGGAAUUACUAUCUUCAACUACCAAGUGGCUUCCAACUCAAAGACUUUACUCAAAAGACUACUAGACAAUCUAUCACAAGAACCUCCGUGGGUAGAAGGCGACAUUUGUCUGGAAUGCGGAACCAAGUUCGGACUUACCAUGAGGAAACACCAUUGUCGACACUGUGGCAGACUUCUCUGUAGCAAGUGUUCUUCCCAAGAAGUUGCAAUCAUGAAGUUCAACCUUCAUAAAGCUGUAAGAGUCUGCACUGUCUGUUUUGACCUCUUGAACGUCGGAGUUUCGUAGUACCUACAAAACCUCCAAACAUACCAAAUGACUGUGCAUUUUAAUCUAUAUUCCUUAUUUGAAUGAAUUCAUAUUUUUCAUAUUUAUAUAAUCGUUACAAUAUUUUUUGUACUGCACGAAACAGCACGCUGUGUUUCGGUGUGAAGUGAUACAUUAUUAUGUAAAAUACCUAGAGUAAGAAUUAAUUUUUCUAAAUAUUCCUGAUUGUUUUUAUAUUUUGUUUUUAAUAUAGUUCUGUAAGCUUGCCCUUUGCGGAUCAAAGACAGGGGAUGUGGCUCUAAGACACUGACCUGUGUUUGCUAAUUGUGCUUUAAAGAGAUGCUAGAAUGUGUAUGAAUGCUUCUGAUGAGUUUCUAUAACCAAAGUUUCCAUAAAUGUAUGGUUUAUUGCAUGUGGAAUCGUACAUAAAAUAGCUUUAUUAAAAAUUGGGUUUACUUAUUCCUUGUAACCUCAGCCCUUAGGUGCUGUACACGGAGAGUUGAGCUCCCGCAAAGGGUUAAAGUAUUGUUCAUUUAUUUGUUAACUGCAUUUCAUGAGCUAUUUUGUAUUUAGUUUAAAAUAAUGUUUAGCAAUGAUAUAAUUAAUUCCUAUGUAUGUUUUGUUAAAUUCAAUAAAAUAUGUUAUAGUUA
Macrosteles quadrilineatus (aster leafhopper) is the source of this 4257-nucleotide messenger RNA. Its product is annotated as rabankyrin-5-like. The transcript has 23 exons. Gene Ontology annotation, molecular function: protein binding; metal ion binding. Bases 146 to 3628 code for a protein of 1160 amino acids. NCBI's taxonomy places the organism in Eukaryota, Metazoa, Arthropoda, Insecta, Hemiptera, Cicadellidae. The record is from RefSeq and is a predicted model, not a curated record.